UGGGGAUAGGAAAAAACGAAUCAGGUACGCACAAAUCCAAUCCAAUCUCAUCUCAUCUCAUCUCAUUCUCAUCACAUCACUCUUCUUCCUCUUGCUUUCCCCGCCAAAUUCUUCUUCACUCACUCACUUCUCUUAUUUUCUUCGCAUUUGGGGUUUUCUUCGAUUUUCCAUUUCUCCACUGGUGUUCAAAUAAAUACUCAUGUAGGUGCAGUACAAUGUGUUGAUUGUGCAGGGAGGCGUUUUAUCAAUGGCGGAAUGUGUGAUUUCCCCAUUCUGUGUUAAGCUGCAUAUGCAGAGAUGGCCUUUUACCGAAAGAGCCUUUUCGCAUCAGACUACAAAUUUCAAGACUGUUCGAAGAAAGUAUUCCCGAAAUGGAUGUGAAUUUUUUCACUUCUUUACACAGAAAACAUUUGAGCCGAGUGUAUUUGGAGCUAUAGAUUUACAAAUUACUCGCCGUCUUCGGAUAUUCCCUUUAAAUUGCAAUGGCAUAGGAGCUUUGGUUGACCUUGAUGGUGCAACAACCUCUAAUUUGGUGCCAGUUGUUAAUCAGGUUCUUUUGUUGGGCAGUAUAUUGCUCACUUAUAUGGCCGGAGUAAUUCCUGUUAACAAAUCUUAUAUCCGUGAUCAAAAGAUCAAUUCUGUUAAAGAUGCGUUUCGUGAGAGCCCAGACAUUUCUGGUAGUGCAGUGAAGCAAAAUAAUCAAGUUGAGUCAAAGUAUGUAUUAGAUGUGGUGAGAGAAAAACUUUUGAAUUCACUAAAUGCAUUAGAGAAAGAGGCUUAUGCGGGGGAAACUAUCCUUCAAUCUGCAAAAAGACCCUUGAGUUUAAACGCUGUUGCCGAGGGUCCAAAGUUAAGGUUACUUUGGGCUGCUUUUCUGCAAGUUGAGGAAGAGGUUAAUACCAUCGCAACCGUUUCCGGAUCUGUUGGUAUGGAUGAUCUAUUCAUAGUUUUUUCUGAAGUUAUUCAAAGAUCAUGUCAUUCAAUUUGUGCUACAUGGCUGGAAAAGGAAUUAUUCCUUCUAAAAGGCAACACUGACAAGGAUUUUGUGUCUAUGAUACUUGAAAAAGUGAAAGGUGAUAAUGCUAUUGUACAGAACAUAAUAAGGUCUGGCAAGAAAGAUCUGUAUUCAGAAUUACUCUGGUAUCUUACUUUCGGUAUGCUCAGGGAUGACUGCUGUUAUGAUUCCUGUAUAUUUGAUACACAUGGUGUUUCCAUAUUGGAAGAUUUAGUGAUAGUUCUGGCAGACGGGGUUGCAAGCGUCUAUCUGGAGUUUAUUUCUGUUGAUAGUGACGUGUCAAGUAAGACAAAUAGCUUGGACAUGUCAUUCUGUGCUAUGUCCACCAGAGAACUCCAAAAGUUACGUAAUGAGGUUGCUUUGAACCAGUGGCUACAACACAACAUGGACACAGUUGUGUCAAUGUAUGAGGAUCGCUUUGACUUGUGUAUAUUUGAGAAACAAUCCAUUGAUAUACCAGACAUCAGUCAGACUGAAAAACAAUCUUGGUGGAGGAAUCUUACCCAGCAACAUUCAAAAACCAUGUCACAUGAGUUACAUUGUAUUGCAAUAAGCCAUUUCUCAAUGCCUGUAAAGCGGACCAAGGAAUUAAGAUCCCUGACGGGAUGGCGAUAUUACUUCAGCCUUCUCCUUGAGUUGUCCGACAUCACAAUGCCGAUUGUUAGAACAGUAAUUAAUAAAGCAAGUGAAGCUAUCUCAUUCUUUUUGGUUAGCUUGAUUGGCAGGUCUUUAGGACUCAUUUAUACCGGCAUUAGGCAGUCCCUCAAAUGGAAGUGAGCUUAGUAUAGUUUUGUGCAGUGCAGUUAUUUCCCUCCUCAUUUCUGUUUCCUUUUGCUUCAUAUAUAUAUAUGGUGGCAAUUUAUGUUACAAUUGUAGUUUAGAUUAAAUCAAAUUGGAAAUAUAGCAUUGCUUUCAGUUGGUCGUGUGAGGCUUUUUGCUUGUCAUAUUGAGAUCAAGCCAAUUUUAGCAUUGAAAUGUGCAUUUUGGAUUACUGGAUUUGGAUUCAUUCAACAAUCAAGUAACAUUGCAAAGAGGAAUAUUUGCAACAUGUAUAAAUUUUUCUCCCUUUUGAAUACAACUUUUUUUAAUGUGUA
Trifolium pratense (red clover) is the source of this 2109-nucleotide messenger RNA. RefSeq lists its product as uncharacterized. The record is from RefSeq and is a predicted model, not a curated record. Bases 248 to 1792 code for a protein of 514 amino acids. Lineage: Eukaryota; Viridiplantae; Streptophyta; Magnoliopsida; Fabales; Fabaceae. The transcript is spliced from 9 exons.